ACUCCAGACCCUCGCAAUGAGCUGUCGUCGGCGGGCAGCGGCAGGGUGGUGACAUGGCGCAGCAGACCCAGCCCUACCCCAUACCCUGGGGACUGCACUACCAGCACAGGGAAUCCUCGACGCCCACAUCAUCAGCUCGCCCGUACGAACACCCCCACACACACACCCACCCGCAGCUGUACGCGCGACACGCACACACACAUGCGCACACGCUGAUUGACCAACAUGAGCCAUGUAAGGGGGAGGGAGAGGAGACGCGUCCUGAGUACAGGGACUACUCCGCACAGAUGCACAGAUGCAGUUCCUACGGGAAGUGUGGUGAAGAAGUAGCGGAGGAGCCGCGCGAGAGACAGGAGCCGGUCUCCAGCACCGACCACCACCAGCACUGGGACGAGAAACUAGUAAGCAGUUCCUUAUGCUCCACGUCAGCGCCGACCACGUCAGCGCGCACUGAUGCUGCGUCUCCACACCAACACGUCACCACCACGCAUGCUGGUGGUGGUAGACGCGGUGCUCUCCAGCUGUGGCAGUUUCUGGUGUCGCUGCUGGCUGAGGGGGCGCGCUGUGUCGCCUGGACCGGCCGCGGGCUGGAGUUUAAACUGCAUGAGCCUGAGGAGGUGGCUCGCCGGUGGGGCGCGCAGAAGAAUAGACCAGCGAUGAAUUACGACAAGCUGUCCCGGUCACUCCGAUACUACUACGAAAAGGGUAUCAUGCAGAAGGUAGCAGGAGAACGCUACGUCUACAAAUUCGUCUGCGACCCAGAAGCCCUAUUCAGCAUGGCUGCCCCCCCUCGCGCCAGGUCUCCCCCCCCACCGGCCCCCUACGACGUCCUCACCUCCCUAUACGGGGGGGUGUACCCCCAAUACCUGCAGCCCCCUCCUCAAACUGCCGACUACCAAAGACGGUACUACCAUCACCAUAUUAACCAUAGUGGACAUUAUGACGCAUAAAAUAAGGUUCAAUUUUGUUUGUAUGAUAGCCAAAGAAAUUUUUAUUUAUGUUUUGUUUUUCGAUUUUAAACUGUAUUUGUUGUACGUUAAAGUUGAGUUUGGUUUGUUCGGUCUUUGGUCAGUGUGAUGGCAAAGAAUUCUAUUGUUUUUUUGGUUGAUUUUGCAUUUUAAACCUUAAUAGUUUAGUUUUAAGGUUGUGUUUUAAUUGUGACUCUGAUUUGAAAAGCUAAUAUCGAUU
This is a messenger RNA of Spodoptera frugiperda (fall armyworm), 1188 nucleotides long. Its product is annotated as ETV5-related protein Ets96B-like. NCBI's taxonomy places the organism in Eukaryota, Metazoa, Arthropoda, Insecta, Lepidoptera, Noctuidae. Gene Ontology annotation, biological process: cell differentiation; regulation of transcription by RNA polymerase II. Gene Ontology annotation, cellular component: nucleus. The record is from RefSeq and is a predicted model, not a curated record. Gene Ontology annotation, molecular function: DNA-binding transcription factor activity, RNA polymerase II-specific; sequence-specific DNA binding. Bases 54 to 950 code for a protein of 298 amino acids. The transcript has 8 exons.